Molecule: messenger RNA, 1374 nt
Organism: Thlaspi arvense
Lineage: Eukaryota; Viridiplantae; Streptophyta; Magnoliopsida; Brassicales; Brassicaceae
Source: the annotation of a GenBank genome assembly
AUGAAGGUUGUAUACACAAAUCUCCCUUUCUUCAUUAACGACGACCACCACUCUCUCUCUCUCUACACUGGAGAACGGAAAGAAAGUCCAAUGAGUAACGAGCUUCUCACCUUCGAUCCUGUCGACGUUCAAUUCCCUUUUGAACUAAAGAAGCAGAUCACAUGCUCUAUCUGUUUGACCAACAAAACCCGCAAUUAUGUAGCCUUCAAGGCUAAAACGACGAAGCCAAAGCAGUAUUGUGUCAGGCCUAAUGUUGGUGUUGUUCUUCCAAGAUCUUCUCUUGAAGUACUAGUGACCAUGCAAGCGCCAAAGGAAGCUCCGGUUAAUAUGCAGUGCAAAGACAAGUUCAUGUUUCAAUGUGUAGUGGCUAGACCAGGAGCCACGGCCGAGGAGGUUACUUCUGAGAUGUUUAGCAAAGAGGCAGGGCAUCGAGUUGAGGAGACUACUCUAAAAACUAUAUAUGUUGCUCCAUCACCGGUUCAAGAAGGAUCAAAAGAAAGCUCUUCACCAAGAGCUUCUGUCUCACAUAAUCCUUCUGAUCUUCUCAUCAUAGAUCCUGUCGACGUCCGAUUCCCUUUUGAACUGAAGAAACAGAUCACUUGCUCUCUCUAUUUGACUAACAAGACCGGCAAUUAUGUGGCCUUCAAGGCUAAAACGACGAACGCAAAGCAGUAUUGGGUCAGGCCUAAUGUUGGUGUUCUUCUUCCAAGAUCUUCUCUUGAAGUAUUAGUGACCAUGCAAGCGCAAAAGGAAGCUCCGGUUAAUAUGCAGUGCAAAGAAAAGUUCUUGUUUCAAUGUGUAGUGGCUAGACCAGGAGCCACGGCUGAGGAGGUUACUUCUGAGAUGUUUAGCAAAGAGGCAGGGCAUCGAGUUGAGGAGACUAAAUUGAAAGUUAUAUAUGUUGCUCCACCACAACCACCAUCACCGGUUCAAGAAAGAUCAAAAGAGGGCUCUUCACAAGGAGCUUCUGUCUCACAUAAUCCUUCCGAUUUUACUGCUGAAAUGUUAAGAUCCUUGAUGAUUCCAUUAUUCGAUGAGAGCAAAUUCGUCGACUCAAUCGUUCGGGAAGUGAAGAAAGUGCUAAUUAAGAUUUACACCGAGAAAGGAGAACUCUAAGAACUCUACCAUUGAGGGAAACAAAGAAGGAUUUACUAACAAAGAGGAGAUAGAGACGAGUUUGAUACGACCCCCUUAGAUUUGGAGUCAAACAAGAAACAAAGAGGUAUUAUGGUUCGAUUUAGGUUAUUUGUAAUCUUCAUUGUUAUGGAAAUCCUCUCGGUGCUGAUUAAUUUAAAUUUACAUUGAUUAAUUUGUAUAUAUCCAAAUUUACAGUUUCUUCCCUUCUUAAUUCGUUUCCUUUCGUUUUGUUCCUCC